Messenger RNA from Sitodiplosis mosellana (orange wheat blossom midge), 2415 nucleotides. RefSeq names its product dynein regulatory complex protein 11. Bases 1 to 2415 code for a protein of 804 amino acids. The transcript is spliced from 7 exons. The record is from RefSeq and is a predicted model, not a curated record. Lineage: Eukaryota; Metazoa; Arthropoda; Insecta; Diptera; Cecidomyiidae. Gene Ontology annotation, molecular function: protein binding; ATP hydrolysis activity; ATP binding.
AUGUCGAAUAAAACAUACAACGAUCUUUGGCAUUCAACACAAAAAUUAUUAGAAAGCUUAGCGGUGAAUGAUUACCAAAAGUUGGCACACGACCCGGAAUUUGAUCGUUCUGUGGCGCAGCGUAUGGUUUUUGAAUUGUAUGCCAAAUACAUUGUUGCGGCAAAUCGACUGGAAAAUGUCUACGAUCAAAUGGUGCAACCUCAGAAACGAAUCGUCGUACGAAAGCUGCUCGAUGCAGCACUCGGUCGUAUCAUUGAAUUGAAACAUGACUUGGUUUCCAUCGACAUGAUGGAGUUUAGCUACAAUGAUGAUGUGAUAAGAGAAUUAAAAUUGGUUCCGCAAGAUUUGGAGCUGAAAAUUCCGCGGUAUUUCCUACGCGAAACCCAAGAAGAUGUUACUUACAAAAAGAAAUUCAUCGAUGAUAUUCUCAUUAAGAUCGGUUGGCUCGAUGAAGAGGUGAUUGAAGAGAAAAUGACGGAAUUAGAAGCCAUUCACAUCAUACAGAUGCAUGAAAGAGCAAGACAGGGGCGAUUGCGCGCUCAAUUUAUGAAAGAAAUCAAGCAAUUGAAAGAAAAAGGCAAACCGGAUGCAGUCAAAGAUCGAACCGAUGGUUUGGUUGCGGCAAUGCGUAUUCAGAAAGUUUGGCGUGGUUUCACGACCAGACGCAAAACUCGGCAUGGUAAGGUCGAGGAAAUGUACUUAAUCGGAAUGAUCCCAAGGCCAGAGAGGAAUAACGAAGCUCUUCUUGAUCAUGAACGAAAGCGAUGUGAAAGACGGUAUGGAAUCCAAGAGUCGUAUCGCAUAAGCUACGAAAACGCCGUGAAAGAAGCGAAAGAGGAUAUUUUAAACAAGUAUUCAACGACAUUGAGCGAGCAAAUUGCCGACGAAAUCCGAAAUUGGUUCAGAGAGUAUCAGAAUCGUUCGGGAAAAUUUCCGGAAUUUCCAACCGAAGAAAACGGCGGCUCAAGGCAGUUGUUAUCAAGACAAGACAGUGAAUUAAGUCGUUCGUCGCCCGUUUCGUCACGCGACUCAAAGAAGACGAAAGACAAAUCGAAAACCCCAACCAAAAUCAUUGACUUGAUGGCCGAGGUGAACUUUGAGAGCGGAUUCAAGAUGAAUCAGUCAUCUUUUUUAAAUGAAAUUAAAUUUCAAAUCGAUGAGUUCAAUGACGUGUGGAAAGAGAAAGAUGAGUCGAUGAAUCCCGCUCAAACCUACUACAAAAAUAUGAUAUACACCGAUAAGUAUGCAGAGGCUGAGCGCGAAUUGCGUAUUGUAAUCGAUAAUUUGAUGCGUCAAGAGUUGGAAUUGCUUCAAGUGGCAUUGGAACGUGAUCGAACGCAAAAGGGUAAAAAAUCAAAAAAGAACAAUAAAAAGGCACGUCGCAGCGGUAAGAAGAGUAAAAAGAAGAAAGAGAAAGACUUGACGCCUGACCGCACAACCGAAUCUUUGUUUGAAGAACUCGUCACAAAUGGAAUAAUUCGGAAAAUACCAGAAACACGAUUGAGCUCAUUCUUGGGCGAUAGAGCUUAUGCCAAGCGGUCUGGCAUCAAUCCAACACCGGGCGAUAUUCGACAAGUGUUGACCGAAUACGCUAUUCUACCUUUGGGCUCCGAAACAAUUCGUUGCAAUGCUCCGUGCAUUCGCUCAAUUUUAAUAGCAGGCCCAAAGAAAUCCGGUAAAAAAUCUCUUGUUUAUAGUAUUUGCAAUGAGGUCGGUGCUCUGCUUUUUGACCUCACGCCAGCUAAUAUUGUUGGCAAAUAUCCCGGGAAGUCUGGCUUGAUAAUGCUCAUGCAUUUAGUCUUGAAAGUAUCCCGUCUGCUGCAACCGUGUGUGAUUUUCAUGGAUAAUGCCGAAGCCCCGUUUAUGAAGAAAAUCCCAAAGGGUGAUCGCACUGAUCCGAAAAGGCUGAAAAAAGACUUACCAAAAUUGAUAAAAAAUAUUGGCGAAGAAGAUCGCGUAUUGUUCAUUGGUACCUCGACUGCACCGUGGGAGGCUGAUCAGAAAUUACUGCAACAAACUUACAAUCGUUUCAUUUAUAUACCAAAACCGGAUUAUGGAACGUUGUCAUUUGUUUGGAAAAAUUUGUUACUGAAAUACAAUGGAAUCAGUCCGAAUUUUGAUACCGCAGCUAUUGCUCGUCUUUCAGAUGGAUACACAAUCGGUUCAAUCGUUCAAUGUUUGAAUGACGUUCUCACAUGCAAGCGCAUUCUACAGUUCCGUGUUCAACCGUUGGCUCAUGUUGAAUUAAUAGGCGCUUUAAGCCUAAGAGAUCCAGUAUACCGUGAAGAAGAAGAAGCGUUCACAUCGUGGUGGUCCAAAACUCCGCUUGGAAGAAGAUGUCAAAAAGCAAUUGAAGUGGAAGCACAAGCGAGGCUUGAAAAAGAGACUGGUGCUGACAAAAAGCGCAGAAAAUAA